AUGGAACAUUACAAUCAAAGGAAACGAUUGGCCACGGCUCCAAGAUUGCCCUUGAAGGAAACCAAUGGUAAUAUCCCAUCUCCAGUGCUAAAGAAGGCACGGAUAUCUCGUGGUCCUGGACUUGUAGGAUCGUUAACCAAUCGACCCGUACUUACACCAACAAAUCUGCAUAAUGUGAGAGCUGGUAGUGGCACUAAUACUGUCGCCGCUGCUGGAGGCUCGAAAACCACAACCCUUGUUGGGGAAGAAUUGGUACAAUGGCAGGCUGAUUGGAGACGUAUUAUGAAGGUGAGUACAGCAUAUUUUGAUACACAAGGGUGUGAUGCCAAUAGUGUUUCUCAACAAAAUGAACAAAAACGAGCUGGAAGAGCAUUGAGAAUGGUAGGAUGUAAUUUGGCUAGAUUUUAUGAUCGUGACGUUACUAUAAUCAUUAGUAGAAGACCAUAUAAUGCUCAAAGAGAAUAUCCAUCAAAUGAUAUAUUUCAUGAUGCUCAAACUCAAAAGAUUAAAGUAUGGAAUUAUGAUAAGGUUUUCCGGUUCCUUAAAAAUAUUGGAGUUGAUCCAAAUGCUACCAAUGUGAUGUCUACAUCUACCGCAAUCAAUGGAGCAUCUACAACCACUGCACCUGCUGAAUUGUACAAUUUACUUAAAGAAGAAAAAAUCUUUGGAGCUAAUGAUCGUGAUCCAAAUGCAAGAAGAGAUGAUUUACAUUAUCUUGAACGAAAUUAUUUGUAUGUCUAUGAUUUGAGUCAAACAGUAAGACCAAUUGCUGUUCGUGAAUGGUCAGACCAUUCAUAUCCCGUUCUUAGUUUAACAUUGGAUGGGAAAUGUCCAUUUAUUUUAGAGGCUGCAAAUGAACAAAAUCUGGAAAGACGGAAACUUCGUCGAAUUCAAAAAUUUGAAGCAUCUAAAACUUAUCGAGAAUUAUUGAAACAAGCUACAUUAAAGAUUGUAAAUGAUGGCAGUAAUCAUCUGGGAGAAUUGGGAAGUUCUUGCAGUACCGAUAGAACGGUAGAACAAGAAGAAGAUGAAGAAACACGAGGCGAAGUUAGCCAAGUCGAAUCAGAAGGUGAUGUUGCCAAUCAAGAAGUGGUUCAUGUAGUUGAAGACGAAGAAGAAGAUGUGACUACAGUUCAACCAAGUACAUAUUUCUUUAAGGCACCAUUAGCACGUCAAUCGUCAGUAUUGCAAGCAAAUGAUUCAAAUUCGAAAUAUUUCGAGGCUGCAGCAUCCGGGUUUAAUGGAGCAUCCAAUGCAGCACAGUGUCUGAUGGACUCAACCCUUAAUAGCAAUGCCGUAGGGAAUGGGCUUGGACCCAGUGUUUCACAAGUUCCCUCGAAAAAUGUCAAUAAUUUGAAACGACGCAUAUUCAUGAAGAAACAAAAACAAAAGCAAAGUAAUAAUCAUCACUUUGAGAAGGAACAACGAGAAAUGAAACCAGGAUAUUGUGAGAAUUGUAGAGUUAAAUAUGAUCAUUUUGAUGAUCAUAUCCUCACAAAUAGACAUCGUAAUUUUGCCUGUGACAACAAGAACUUCAAAGAUAUAGACGACCUUAUUUUUACAUUAAAUGAGAGCAAGAAGUUUGGAUUUGUUACUUCAAAUGGUGACUGGGCAUGA
Messenger RNA from [Candida] anglica, 1617 nucleotides. The record is from the annotation of a GenBank genome assembly. Lineage: Eukaryota; Fungi; Ascomycota; Pichiomycetes; Serinales; Debaryomycetaceae.